Molecule: messenger RNA, 790 nt
Organism: Lactuca sativa (garden lettuce)
Lineage: Eukaryota; Viridiplantae; Streptophyta; Magnoliopsida; Asterales; Asteraceae
Product: kirola
Biological process (GO): defense response
Source: RefSeq, a predicted model, not a curated record
GUAUGACAUCUAUAAAUGGUAAUGAUAGGAGCAAGUAAUUCUCAUCUUUCUUUUGUUCAAAAGUUUGAGAGAACGAUAGAAAUGACAUUAAGUGGUAAAAGGGUUGCUAAGAUUAAGGUCAAGUGUGAUGGUAGCGUUUUUCAUCAGUGUUUGAAGGAUCGCCCUGUCGAACUUCCCAGCUUGAGCCCGACAACAUUCCAAAAUUGUAAAACCCAAGAAGGAGAAGCCGGAACUGUGGGUUGUGUUCACUCCUGGAACUAUUUUCAUGAUGGAAAAGAUCGUGUAGCAAAAUCGCAAAUCAUUGACAUUGACGAGGACAAAAAGUCAAUCACCUUCAACAUAUUCGAAGGCGAUCUCAUGGAACUAUACAAGACCAUCGUUGUGACUGUUGGUGUAGAGAGGGAUGGUUCAGACAAUCUUGUCACAUGGACUGCGGAGUAUGAAAAGUUGAGCCCUGAUGUUCCUGAUCCUGAUACACUUAUGGACUUUUACAGAAAGGCUACCGAGGACAUAGCUGCCCACUGUCUUUAAAGCUAAUAAAUCCAUAUCAAAUAAAAAACCGCACCCAUAUUGGUUAAGCGAUACAAAAUAAAUGAUUAUGAGUGUGAAUUUAGUGCUAUACCUUACUUGCUAUUUUACGUUUGUUGUGUAAAAUAGUGUGCCGUUAUAUAAUCAAUAUAUUUUGUUAUAAUAAACCCUAAUUACCAAAGUUAUUUUAUAGAAUAUAAUAUAAUAAUGUAAUUUCUUUGGGACCCUCUGAAAAUAGAAAUUUAUGGCAUCUCUUUUUUUA